This is a messenger RNA of Myiozetetes cayanensis, 3457 nucleotides long. RefSeq names its product phospholipase A2 group XIIB (gene PLA2G12B). The coding region runs from base 69 to 677 and encodes 202 amino acids. NCBI's taxonomy places the organism in Eukaryota, Metazoa, Chordata, Aves, Passeriformes, Tyrannidae. Gene Ontology annotation, cellular component: extracellular region. The record is from RefSeq and is a predicted model, not a curated record. Gene Ontology annotation, biological process: arachidonate secretion; lipid catabolic process; triglyceride homeostasis. The transcript has 4 exons. Gene Ontology annotation, molecular function: A2-type glycerophospholipase activity; calcium ion binding.
UUACCUGCCUCCCACCCAGGGCAGCUCGAUCCCACUGCUCCCCGAGGGCUGUGGGGCUGGAGGGCAGCAUGAGGCUGCUGCUGCCGGCAGCGCUGCUGUGCCUGUCCCUGGGGCUGGGGCACUGCUCCGAGGGGGCAGCGCAGGAGAGCACCGGCCAGCAGGAUCCACGGGCAGAGUCAUCCUACUCCGACUGGGGCAUCGACACCAUCCGGGACAGCUUCGAAACGGUCAACAGCUACUUCGACUCCUUCCUGGAGCUGCUCGGGGGGAAGAACGGGGUCUGUCAGUACAGAUGUCGGUAUGGGAAGGCUCCGAUGCCGCGGCCUCACUACAAACCCCAGGAACCCAACGGCUGCAGCUCCCACUUCCUGGGGCUCAAGGUACCCGAAAGUCUAGAUUUGGGCAUCCCUGCCAUGACCAAGUGCUGUAACCAGCUGGACAUUUGUUACGACACCUGUGGGGCCAACAAGUACCGCUGUGACGCCAAGUUCCGCUGGUGCCUCCACUCCAUCUGCUCCGACCUCAAGCGCAGCCUCGGCUUCGUCUCCAAGGUCCAAGCCUGCGAGUCCGUGGCAGACACCGUGUUCAACGCCGUGUGGACCCUGGGCUGCCGGCCCUUCAUGAACAGCCAGAGGAGCGCCUGCAUUUGCAGCGAGGAGGAGCGGGAUGAGCUGUGAGGAGCAGCAGCCGCUGCCAAGGAUCCCCUCCCCGCACAGUGACUCCUGCCAUCCCUCUGGGACUGGGGGGACCUGGGCCAUGCCACUCACACCAACCACAGCCCGUGGGCAAAGCGGGGACAGCCUGGGAACACGGGGCAGCCGCAGUUCAACAGCCCUGCUGCCCCUUCCCAAGGCCAGCAGCCUGGCAGAGCCGAUGCCAAUCUUCUCCAUGGACUGACCAGGGGAGGCAAGCAGGAUGCAGUGCUGGUUAUAAACAAGAGGCUUUACCUUGAACACACAUCUGUGAGCUCCCCCUGCUCUGGAACUCUCUAAUUUGCAGUGCGAGGCAUCAGGUUUCUGCAACUCCUGCGGAAUUCCCGGUCCAUGGACACGCUAUUUACAUUUUUCCACCACCGGUGACAGACUGAAGAGGGGUAAUUUGCUUUCAGUACAUUUUUCCACCACUGGUGACAGACUGAAGAGGGGUAAUUUGCUUUCAGUACGUUGCUCACACCCAUCCCUGACGUUUUCCAUCCCAUCACUGCACACCCUGACAACCCUGCAUAUUUAAAUAUUUGGUGGAUCCUAAAACAAUUUAAAACAUCUGGAGAUUUGAUAAACACAAGAAGGACCUGAGGUGUUUGUGACAAAGGCAUAACUCACAUCUGGGACCAAAGCCCAUCACUUCUCAGAUGCAAAAUCACAGCCCUCCCCCUCCAGUCUCAGGAGAUGAAGCUGCUUUUCUUUGGCAGUGUCAUCCACAUCUAUUCAAUUAUUUUCCUCCCAUACCAUUUAACAAAGCUUUUCCUUUUGGAUCCCUUUGACACGAAAUGGCUGGGUAUCCACUCCCAUCUUUUGCACAAGGGAAACAGGAGGCUCCCAGUGGCCUUGGAUGAGAUAUUCCAAAUUCUGGAGGCUUAUCUGUCAGAUGACAGGGCUUACGUGCUACCUCUAUGGGGCUGCUAUCAGCAGCCUCAGACACCGCCCCUUCUAAAACGUGGUUAAUGCUCCCCAUCUGUUGUGGGGAGCUUUUAUUGCAUGCAAAAUUAGAAUUUAAAGUGGUAUAUGGCAUCUCAUCUCCACCUAGCAUUGGCAGACGGCUUUCAGAUGGGUUUCUUGUUGCAAGGAAGUUGUUACCGGGUGCUCGUGCCGUGCCAUGUAAAUAUUUCAGCAGCUUCUGCAAACAUAUUUAUGGUUAUGUUCUUCCAUCUGCCACGGAGAAGUUUAGGCUGCAGAAGGGUGAUUUAACCAGAGUGGAAAGAGUCUGUCUUAGUUACCUUUCUUCCAGUUUGGGUCUAAACGUGUGCACAGAGCUAUAAAUUAAGCAAGCCCCGUAUUUCUGUUCUCGGCAGCCGUCUUUGCUUCCCAGAGAACAGCAAUGAGGUGUUCAACCGGCCCCAAACAGGCUGAGACAACGAGAGCCCACUAGUAUCCAGACCAGAAAAAUGGAAGUGACUGCAGGGGCUGUUUUCUGUUAUGGAGGACCUUAAUUUACACUGAUCAGAUGCAAUGACAUCCUUUCCCAGCUGGGCUAAUGCCACUGGAGAGGAACAUCGCUGUGUGUGUCUGUCUGUUCAGACAGCCUUGCUUAUCCAUCUAAGAAACACACGCUUUUGCCUGGGGAUGGGAAGGAAACGUCCCUCAUUCCAGACACUUCCCAAACUCUGCAAUUUGUUGGUGAAAUGGUGCCUGUUGCCUGUUGAAAUGUGAACAUCCUCUUAUGAUUAAAUGACAAGGAAAUUAAAGCAUCCAUAUUAUCCAUGCUCAACGGCCAACUGGCUGGCAAAUGCCUUCAAAUAUUUUACAGUUCAAAUGACAUCAGAUUAAAGGCAAGCAACUGCUGGCAGGUAAUGAUAUACACUGGAGAAAUCAAAGGGUGCUGAACAGAAUCUCUCUGUGCAGACACUGAUGCGUUGGAGAUGACGCUAACAUAAAUCAGAAUUUCUUCAGGCCCAAACCCUAGGUCAGUGCACGAGCCUUGGGUCACCUUCACUCCCACCCUGCUCCAGACAGGAAGAUGACACUGAGCUCACCCUGUGGCUUCUCGUGGACUUCGUGUCUUGGCAGGAUUUUUUUUCACCUCCUUCCUGACUUCAACCCAUUCAGCCAAUGGGUCCUCCACUGACAGCAAUCUCUGCUUCCACUCUGUUCCCUUCCCCAGGCAGGGACCAGGACAGCAGGUAAAUAGGUUUUUACACCUGGGUAUUCCAAACCACAGAAAUCUUGGAUAUCCCAAUCCAGAUUACUGAGCUAAAGAGCUGCAGAGUGGAAAAGCUGCUUCAUGUGAAUUUACCAGGAAGAGCUAAAUAAGCUGCACAAUAACUGAAAUAAGCCAGGAAAGGAACCUCUCCCUCCAUCACUCCCCCACAUCCCUCUCACACGAACAAACACCACUGGUUGCCUCUCCAGAAGGCCCCAGAUCAUUAACUUAAUUUUCCAGCACUUGUUUUAUCAAAACAAGUAUAUUUAGCAAGGGCUGCCUGAACAAAGAAGUGACAGCAGGAAACUGCCCAUGUGGUCCUAAUGCAGAUGUGAAUCAGCAGAACAGCAAUCCUAGGAGGAGGUUUUUUCCUCCCUUUUUCUUUCACAUAUGGCUAGAUAACACAUGAACAGUGUCUUUCCACUUAGACCUACUUAUCAUCAUAGAAAUGAUGAUUUACUCUAACACAUACACAUAUUCCCAGAUUGGAAAAGCAGCCAUGGAGCCAUUUAGAAAAGUCAUGAAACUCUCAGCCCAUUAAAUGCCCAUUCCUCACUGGAAUCUCACUUGCCAGAACAAAUAAAUCCAUGAAAUGGAA